Messenger RNA from Danaus plexippus (monarch butterfly), 1555 nucleotides. RefSeq lists its product as uncharacterized. NCBI's taxonomy places the organism in Eukaryota, Metazoa, Arthropoda, Insecta, Lepidoptera, Nymphalidae. The transcript has 5 exons. The record is from RefSeq and is a predicted model, not a curated record. Bases 544 to 1446 code for a protein of 300 amino acids.
UGACGCAGUUCAGUGUCGAGGGUAGAGGGGAGAGGGGCUGAAACCUUUAUAUAGACAGCGUCAAUACCGAACAAGCCAGUUUAACUCAAGAAGUAAGCAAAUAAAGUUACAAUCAGAGUUUACAGUUGUCCGGCUUCAGCCCUAACAAUGGAUACAUUAAACAUAAAACCGUUAAGUCAGGAUCUCGAGUGGUCUCAGGAAGCGCCAGUUGGCGUCGAGGCCGCUCGGGACGUGGGCUCGGCUUGUGUUCCUAAUGACAUUGCGUCUUCAUCCAGCGAGGAGAGGGCUAUACGCCGCGUGACGGGCCGCUGGGGUGCCGAGUGGUUGAGCUGACUCGGCUCGGGCAAAUAUCUCCCAGGGCCCCAGUGGCCACCGGAACACCCCCUACCGCCGCCGCGUUGGGGGUCCCAGCGCCCAGCUUUGCACCUCUCCCUCCAGAAUUACGAGGACCUGGUCGCCAAAGCCGAGGCGCUAUUGAGCCGACUCGUAGUAGCCGAAAACUACGACUCCGUUAACAACUUCAUCAGUCUCUACGAUGCAUAUAUGUCAGCCCCUGAUGAUACCCUCGCAGAAUUCUUCCCUAAAUACAACCCACCGAUCCGUCCCAGGAAGCACACUUGUGUAGGUCUGGGAAUGGAGGUCAUAAAGCGUUUGAAAGUUCUUGAGAAGGAUUUCCCCGGGAUCUCGAAAUCUAUGAUGCUAGUGUCGUGUGACGAGAACAUCCAAGACCUCGUGGAUUACACCACAUCCAGCCCUGGACCUCAAGGAUUCCUUAUAGAAACUGAGAAGGAUCACGUGAUGGUGGCCAUUCAUGUAAGAAUCGGGGGUAGAGCUGGUGUCUUCCUGUCUGACCUGGGUUACCACAUCUCCCGUGUAGUGACAGUCAUGGCUGAUAGAUGCUACCCACACACAGGUUGGUUCACUCAAUCAGACGAACCACACUGCCGCAAGGAGUACAACUAUCAGAUAAACACACUCAACUCACACUACAUAGAGUGGCAUGAGCGGGAGACUAGAGGAGAGAGUGUCAAAGAAAGGCUCUCCCUCAUAUACACGGGGAAGGCAUACCUGAGUGCUGUAGCUGUCACCGAGAAGAGAAAUCUGGUGUGGGAUUUGAGGAGUCUCUUGGCUCGUAACCCUAAAGGUCACCUCACUGCCGGCAUCUACUUCCCUUUGAAGCGUAAGGAGCAGCAAUUCACCAUGUUCUUUGAUGGUCACAGCGGCAAACAAAGGAAGAAACUCACCUUUGAUACAUUCUUAGAACGACAGAAGAUCCCUGAUGAAGUAGUGGAUGAAGUGGAGCAAUGUAACGAUCAGCUGAGGUUGAAGGACGGGGAACUGCUGUGUAUCCUGAAACGACUAGCGACCAUCAUGGCUGACGAGGAGUACAUGACAGAACUGUUGGACAUCAACAACAAGAUUACAGAACUAUCAGCUGGGAACUAAACAUCACACAGACCUGCAACAGAACAACAGCAUUAGACGGAGUCAUUAGAUAUUGUAGCUUAGAAUCACAGAAUCGGCUCAAUUGGGAAAUAAAAUUUAAAAAAAUAUA